Molecule: messenger RNA, 501 nt
Organism: Rubroshorea leprosula
Lineage: Eukaryota; Viridiplantae; Streptophyta; Magnoliopsida; Malvales; Dipterocarpaceae
Source: the annotation of a GenBank genome assembly
AUUACAUACGUGGCAAUCAAGACAGAACCCCCACAACUCGUGUAGUCGCGUGCAUGAAGCGUGAUUUAUCUUUUCUCGUCGGACGUGGCACUCGGACAGAAGCGCCAGCGCACGACGAGACAUGGCCUAGGACCACUCCACGUGUCCCAGAGAGAGGAACCGUGCACAUCUCGAGAGGAAGGGGGGGGGAAGGGAAACCAAACAACACAGCUGUCUGGAAACGUCCCAACAAAGAGUGGGUCCCACCGAAACAGCUUCACUUUAACAGAUUCUGUCCAAAUUUAGCAGAAGAAAAGAAAGGAAUGCUUCCCGCAGUUGAGUUGCUUUGGUUGGAGUGGAGUUUGGUUUGGUUUGCGGGGGGUGGGGGAGGAGAGGACUACCUUUUUAACCGUAUCUCUUAACGUAGUCCCCCGACCAUACAUGCUCCAUCAACACCUGUCAAUUUAUGGAAUUUGUUCCUUUUCCUCUUUUUAACCAUUGGAAUAGAAAUCAUUUUACUUU